Molecule: messenger RNA, 1382 nt
Organism: Ipomoea nil (Japanese morning glory)
Lineage: Eukaryota; Viridiplantae; Streptophyta; Magnoliopsida; Solanales; Convolvulaceae
Product: beta carbonic anhydrase 5, chloroplastic-like
Exons: 9
Coding region: 277-1182 (301 amino acids)
Biological process (GO): carbon utilization
Molecular function (GO): zinc ion binding; carbonate dehydratase activity
Source: RefSeq, a predicted model, not a curated record
UGGUUUGGCAAUGGUCAUUUUCAGCUCUAGAGCGGUAGAGCCCAUUGUAGUCCAGUCUGUAAAGCCUCGUUUUCUCCGUCUUUCUUGGAGAGUUUUUAUCCAAACCGACAGCAACCAACGAUUUGUCAGCGGCACAAACUAACUUUUUCGAGUACCUAUGACAUGUACGCAUAUAUAGCCACACGUUAUUCCGUGCGCUUCUAGAGCUCUACCAAUCAGUGGAAUAAACGAGGUGUAUUCCCUUUUCAAUCUGCGCUACAAGCCUAGAUCUCUGCAAUGGCUGCUAAACCGCUCUUUCAUUCCUCUGCUGCGUUUCAGAAGACUUCUGAUACCUCACAGAUCUCCAGUGCCCAGUUUAGAUCCUCGGAAGUUGAGCAAACCCAUUUCAGAUCAUCGAGUUUUUCUAAAUGCAGGAGAAAUCCGGCUUUGAGAAUGAAAACUUCGAGGGAUCCUAUGAGUUUGACACAGGAAAUUGUUGAUGACAAACAGAAAACCGCUGUUUUGACUGAAAGUGUACCUGAUCUGUUCUCUGAGAUGAAGCAUCGGUUUUUGAGCUUCAAAAAGGAAAAAUACUUGGCUGACUUGGAACGUUUCAAGGCUCUUGCCAAAGCUCAAGCACCAAAGUUUAUGGUGAUUGCUUGUGCAGACUCUCGGGUUUGCCCCUCUAGUGUCCUGGGAUUCGAACCGGGAGAGGCCUUUGUAAUACGAAAUGUCGCAAAUUUGGUGCCUCCCUACGAGAAUGGCCCUACCGAAGUAAAUGCCGCUCUUGAAUUUGCUGUUAACUCUCUCAAUGUGGAAAAUAUACUAGUCGUUGGCCACAGCUGUUGUGGAGGCAUCCGCGCCUUAAUGAGUAUGGAAGAUGAGAUGAAUUCUAGCUUUCUUCAUAAUUGGGUAGCUGUUGGGAAGACCGCGAGGUCGAAGACCAAGGCUGUUGCAUCAAAGCUCGGCUUCGAUCUACAAUGCAAGCACUGCGAGAAGGAAUCAAUCAACCGCACGCUGCUGAACUUGCUCACGUACCCGUGGAUAAAGGACAAGGUGGCGGAAAGGCAGCUCGUGAUUCAUGGUGGCUACUACGACUUCACCAACUGUACAUUCGAGAAAUGGUCUCUCGACCACGGGGAGGACGAUAACUCUAGCGUGGAUAACCAAUACUCGACUAAAAAUCACGAAUUCUGGAGCUGACUUGCUACUGGAUUCUACCCAUAUUGUUUAGAUGAAUUAUAUGUAAUGCAACUUUGUUGUGUCUGUUUACAUACUAUGAUGUUUCAUUGUGGUGUCUUUUACAAACUUAUAUGUAUGUGUGUUGUUGUAUUGAUGAAAAGAUUGCUUCCACUUUCCAUUCUGCACUUUUUCCAUGAAUCUGCAGCUUGGGUUUCUCCUCA